Molecule: messenger RNA, 303 nt
Organism: Ustilaginoidea virens
Lineage: Eukaryota; Fungi; Ascomycota; Sordariomycetes; Hypocreales; Clavicipitaceae
Exons: 2
Coding region: 1-303 (100 amino acids)
Molecular function (GO): oxidoreductase activity
Source: RefSeq, a predicted model, not a curated record
AUGGCCUCCAUCACCAUCCUCUACCCGACCGGCCCUGCCUUCGACCUCGAGUACUACAUCCAGACGCACAUGCCCCUCGCCGCCGCGUCGUGGAAGCAGCUCGGCCUGCGCGGCUGGGAAGUCGUCCAGUUCGUCGAGGGGCCGUACCAAAUCCAGUGCAUCCUCAGAUUCGACAGCCUCGCCGCGUGGGAGGCCGCCUCGACGGGGCCCGUGUUUGAGAACUUGGUGGCCGAUAUUCCCAGGUUCACGGCUGCGCAGCCGCUCAUAAUCAGCGGGGAGUCCAGGGCUUCUGACAAGUUUUGA